AUGAAGACUUUUACUAACAUCGAUCUCAUCGACCAGGUAGACUCGUACCCGUACGAACAGGACAAGACCGGGUCUGCUAAGCCGCUUGGGUCUGUCUACACCCUCGUAUGGAAUGAUUCCGAGGGCGAGGUGCCUCUCGGAUACGUCCUGCCGAGGGUGGUGGAGAAGCUGCUCGAGGCGCCCGACAACAUCAAAGGCGAAGUCCAAGUCAACUCGGAGAAGCGCACCGUUCGCGCCUUUCAGGGGCCGACAUUGGAGAGCCGCAGCAAGCUGGCAGCAAAUCUGUCAGACUAUUGGAGGGCCAACGACGCCUUCCCCAUCCUCCGGGGUUGGCGCGACGAGCUGUGGCCUGUUUAUGGCCGUCAUGGCGAGCUUCUCUUCGACAUUGAAAGGGCUGCCUCUGGGUUGUUUGGCGUCAUGAGAUAUGGCGUUCACAUGACAGCCUUCGUGCGCUGUCCAGGUGUAAGCCACGGCAUCAAGGUCUGGGUGCCGCGCCGCUCUCCAACCAAGUCGACGUUCCCUGGCAUGCUGGACAACACAGUUGCUGGCGGGCUGAUGACGGGUGAAGACCCGUUUGAGUGUGUAAUCCGUGAAGCGGACGAGGAAGCUAGCCUUCCAGAGCAGGUUGUUCGCCACCAGGCAGAGUAUGUCGGCGGCGUCACGUACAUUUAUAUCACUGAGUCAGAGGCGGGCGAGGAGGGGCUCAUCUAUCCCGAAGUUCAGUGGGUUUAUGAUCUCGAACUACCCGAAGAUAUUGUGCCGCAGCCAAAGGACGGCGAGGUCGCCGAUUUUAGUCUUUGCACCGUUGAGCAAGUCCUGGAGGGGCUGGCACAGGGCAAGUGGAAGCCCAACUGUGCGCUCGUCAUCCUCGACUUCUUUAUCCGCCACGGCAUCCUGACCAGAGAUAACGAGCCUAAUUACGACCAAAUCGUACGAAGAAUCCAUCGAAGAAUUCCGUUCCCUGGGCCGCACAACCAGGAUCCAUCUCUGGGGGCCAUCGACGGUUGA
Messenger RNA from Colletotrichum spaethianum, 1008 nucleotides. RefSeq lists its product as uncharacterized. Lineage: Eukaryota; Fungi; Ascomycota; Sordariomycetes; Glomerellales; Glomerellaceae. The coding region runs from base 1 to 1008 and encodes 335 amino acids. Gene Ontology annotation, molecular function: 8-oxo-dGDP phosphatase activity. The record is from RefSeq and is a predicted model, not a curated record. The transcript is spliced from 2 exons.